This is a messenger RNA of Zerene cesonia (dogface butterfly), 834 nucleotides long. RefSeq lists its product as uncharacterized. The annotation marks the transcript as partial. The record is from RefSeq and is a predicted model, not a curated record. NCBI's taxonomy places the organism in Eukaryota, Metazoa, Arthropoda, Insecta, Lepidoptera, Pieridae. The transcript has 4 exons.
AUUUUCUCACAGCUAUUGUGUUUAGCGACAUCUAGUGGUGAUUCUGGUGUAAACUUUGACUUCAACUAUCCUAAUAUUAAAGAUGACAUUUACGACCAACCUGUAAAUAUGAUGGCGCCGAAAAAGACACCCCACGAAAAGGUUGCCUUCGAAACCUCGACUACAGAAGACCCCUGGGCACCAUUUGACUUCUCCAAGUUUGACGACUAUCUCGCUGGCGCGAGGGAUGAUACGGAUCGAAAUAGAGUUAAAAGAAGAGCUAAGAACACACGAAGAUUCGGCACGCUCAGUGGGCCAGCACUUCGCGAGAGACCACACCACUACGUAUAUCCCGAGCCUGUGAAAGACAGGAUCAUUGAGUUCACAACAUCGACCAGAAAACCUGGCAUUUUGCCAGAAACAAUGAACCCCGGUGUCAUAUUUCGAGUGCGAAUGUCCGAUGCGAUACUGCGAAUCAAACAACGAAUGUAUGAAGACCCUGAAAGGCACAUUGAAGCUGAUAUAAUAUACACGAAUCUGAUAAAAAAGGUCGUGAUGGACGAAAUAACGAAGUUUCAUAACCUACUCUUGAUGUAUAAAACAGAUAAGAGCAUCAAAGAGCAUUUGGGUGAAUGCGGUGGUAGGAUUUACAAAUUCAUUAGUUAUAUGACGAUAAAGGUGCAUAUCUAUUGUCUGUUCGAUGCUCUGUGGAUAGAUGGUAACCCAUAUGUCAUUGGUGAUGAAUAUUCGGUUACACCAGUGGAAGUGCCUCCAAUAUUGCAGUGUGACGCGGCUGAAUGCAAUUCUGUUGUAUUUGUCGAUUCUAUUACUGAACCUAAAGAUGUUGAGGAAUAA